This is a messenger RNA of Caenorhabditis bovis, 2487 nucleotides long. Lineage: Eukaryota; Metazoa; Nematoda; Chromadorea; Rhabditida; Rhabditidae. The record is from the annotation of a GenBank genome assembly.
AUGGUUGUGACAAUAUCACUUUUAACACAACGAGACGCACGUCUUGCGGUUAUUUGGCGACUGGCAAUUUGUUCGAGGAAAUCACGCAUCGGCGGAGUGUCCAAACAAGAAAUACGCCGACAAAGCGUCCGUGAUGCAUGCACAUUGAUUGGAAGAUUGAUAGAAGGACACGGUUCGGUGUCGGAAAAAUGCUCGCUUUACAUAAUUGCCCAAUUGAUGUUUGGGACUACAAUACUGUUCUCUAGACAAGUAGAAAUUUUGCGAAACGACGCCGUUGAGGCGGUUGAAUUGUUGAAAAACAAGUUUCGAUCUGAGCUUAAUGAAAUGAACAUCGAAAAUCCCAAAAUUACUAAAUCAGAUCGAAAGAAGAUGAUAGUCUUGAAUGACACCGAAAGACCACCUCAUAAGCGUCCCCGAAAGUCGCCAGCAACUGAAUUAGACACUUCAUUAGAUAUCACGUUGGACCCAAAAUUAUUGCUUCCUGUGGCCGAUAAGCAUGCAAUUACACUGCGAGACGAAUUACCAUCGGCCUGGCCCUCAAAUUACGUCGAUGAAGAUGAUCUAGAACCUCUUGAAGCUGAUGAUUUGCACCAAUUUUAUGACGCCUACGGUGAAAGGACAUUUCUUGAAUUCCAAUCCUCAAGCAGUGCCAAAAGGCAAACUGAUGAUAUUCGCAAUGCUGAGUCGUUCGCUUCUCCGCCUCCACCGCAUACUGAUGAAUUGCGGCCUUUCGAAUUUCGAAAUCCUGAAGAAAGAACUCCGGAGAGAACCCCGUCAAAACGAAAAUCUCCUUUCGAACCAGCGCCAGGACUCGAGGACGUUCUCAACAUGCCAUUAUUCUCAUUCGGCGAUCGCCAUAGUUCAAUCGAAUUGGACGAGGAACUUGAUAAUUUGAGAACGUCAUCAGCUGAUUCGCAAACGGAAAAAUUCGUCGCUCCUCAAAGUUCUGAAGGUUUGAUACUCGAGUCAAUCGAUGAGGUUGAGAUUCGGAAUUUGUCGAUUAUGAAAACUCCCAUACGACGAAGACAAUUGAAUAAUCGUGGAGUAACGCAAAUAAGACAUGAUCAAAUGCGCGAAAUGCAAAAUGACUAUUCAUCGUUGAAGCAUGAUAGUGCAAGAAGAUUGAUGAUUGAUGAGACGGAGAUUGCGCAUUUGACAUUGAAUCAAUUGCUUGACCCAGUGCCGCAUGUUCAAAUUAGCAGACGCUUUCCACGUGAACUCGUGAGUUUGUACGAAAGGAAUAGGAGGGGGGAGAAGUACAAUAAAGAUGUUGGCACAAUGGUGUCCGAUCUCAAUAGUACCAUGGAUUCUGAAGAGGGAUUGACAAAUGUGACCGGCUUGAGUGAACUUGACUUGGAGAAUCUUCGUUUUGGCGAAACUCCUCUGAAAGAGCAAGAAAUUCGAGUUCGAAGUCCUUCACCCAAGCGAAUUGAAGAAGUCGUAAGAGAAGGUAAUUCUCAAAAUGACGUCUCGAAAAUUUCGGCCGUGUUUGACAAUGUGUCACUUUCAAGGUUUUCGAACGAGAACAGCCAAAAAUCGACAACAACUAUUGGGCCAUUUGCAACAGAUCAACGAUGCACUGUUGAUGUGAGCAAACACGAAAUUCGUCAACGAGUUUUAAGAGCAUGUCAGAUAUCAGCACCGUUUCCCGGCAAAUUUGAAGAGAUGCUGAACCCGAAUGAAGGAAAGCGGGUGGCUGCUAGAGCGUUUUAUACGCUUCUGGAAAUGAUGAAAGAAAGGGUUGUAAAGGUGAAGCCGCAAGAGAAACCGUAUGGCGCGAUUGAAAUUUUGCUCGAAUCGCCCGAAGGAUCACUGGAUCUCGACGAGCCGGAAAUGAAUGAGAUGUCACUCGUGCUCGCCGCAAUUUUCGCGGUUCUCGCCGCUUCCGAAGCCGCCAAAUGUAGUGUGAAGAAUGGUGAUAUGAGCGCCAGAUGGCAGGUGGUUGACGGCGAGCUCACCAUGGAAGUGACAACCAAGAACAUGGGCAAUAACCAGUGGUCGGCGGUUGGAUUCGGACCAGAUAUGAGCGAUUUGGAGGUCAUCGUAUUUCGGGUAAUCGAUAAUUCGCCGAGUGUUCGCACCGGAACCACCAGCGGCUACGGUGCGCCGCAAUUCGACGCGACACUCGGACUCAGUUUAGAGUCUGUCGAUUAUAACAGUAAUACCUUCGUUGCUCGCUUCUCUAGACCACUCGGAUCCCUUUCAGGAUGUAAAACAUGGAACUUCGUAACCGACGGGACCAUUGAGGACGGCGAAAUCGGCUACCACAAUUCGCCACCACAUUCGUUUUUUGGCGCGCAAGAUUUGACGAACAACGGUGAAGUGAUAAGCAUGGGUUCUCCACAGAUUCGGGUCACGAACGUCUGCCCGGCAGAAUGCACCCAAAUCUUCAUGACUCGCACCAGCAUCGUAGAUCCGGUGCCAAUCGCGGCAGUCUACAAUAAUCGCAUCUCGACGCGAUUCGACGCGCUUUUUGACAGCAACUAA